This is a messenger RNA of Loxodonta africana (African savanna elephant), 1688 nucleotides long. It is a transcript of the gene CDK4, whose product is annotated as cyclin dependent kinase 4. Gene Ontology annotation, molecular function: cyclin-dependent protein serine/threonine kinase activity; ATP binding; cyclin binding. The transcript is spliced from 8 exons. Gene Ontology annotation, cellular component: nucleus; cyclin-dependent protein kinase holoenzyme complex; cytoplasm. The coding region runs from base 211 to 1122 and encodes 303 amino acids. NCBI's taxonomy places the organism in Eukaryota, Metazoa, Chordata, Mammalia, Proboscidea, Elephantidae. The record is from RefSeq and is a predicted model, not a curated record. Gene Ontology annotation, biological process: regulation of G2/M transition of mitotic cell cycle; signal transduction; protein phosphorylation.
GCGCGCCUCUUUGGCAGCUGGUCACAUGGUGAGGGUGGGGGUGAGGGGGCCGCUCUAGCUUGCGGCCUGUGUCUAUGGUCCGGCCCGUCGUGUCCAGCUGCCGGGGACCGAGCUCGGGUGUAUGGAGCUUCAGGACCCGGCUCCGGGGCCCCGAUAACGGGCCGUCCCCGCAGCUCCUGGCCCGAGGUGAGGGUCUCCUGUGAUCUGAGAAUGGCCACCCCUCGAUAUGAGCCAGUGGCUGAGAUUGGUGUCGGUGCCUAUGGGACGGUGUACAAGGCUCGUGAUCCCCACAGUGGCCACUUUGUGGCCCUCAAGAGCGUGAGAGUCCCCAAUGGAGGAGGCACUGGAGGGGGCCUUCCUAUCAGCACAGUUCGUGAAGUGGCCUUACUGAGGCGGCUGGAGGCUUUUGAGCAUCCCAAUGUUGUCCGGCUGAUGGACGUCUGUGCCACAGCCCGAACUGAUCGGGAAACCAAGGUAACCCUGGUAUUUGAACACGUGGACCAAGAUCUAAGGACCUAUCUAGACAAAGCACCCCCACCAGGCUUGCCAGUGGAGACCAUCAAGGAUCUAAUGCGCCAGUUUCUAAGAGGCCUUGAUUUCCUGCAUGCCAAUUGCAUUGUUCACCGAGACCUGAAGCCAGAGAACAUCCUGGUGACAAGCGGUGGAACCGUCAAGUUGGCUGACUUUGGGUUGGCCAGAAUCUACAGCUACCAGAUGGCACUUACACCUGUGGUUGUUACACUCUGGUACCGUGCUCCUGAGGUUCUUCUGCAGUCUGCAUAUGCAACCCCUGUAGACAUGUGGAGUGUAGGCUGUAUCUUCGCAGAGAUGUUUCGUCGGAAGCCUCUCUUCUGUGGAAACUCUGAAGCUGACCAGUUAGGCAAAAUUUUUGAUCUGAUUGGGCUGCCCCCAGAGGAUGACUGGCCCCGAGAUGUGUCUCUACCCCGAGGAGCCUUUUCUCCCAGAGGGCCCCGUCCAGUGCAGUCAGUGGUGCCUGAGGUGGAGGAAUGUGGAGCACAGCUGCUGCUGGAAAUGCUGACUUUUAACCCACACAAGCGAAUCUCAGCCUUCCGAGCCCUGCAGCACUCUUAUCUACAAAAGGGAGAAGGUAAUCCAGAGUGAGCAAUGGAGUGGCUGGAACAGGACCAAGAAAAGGAAGAGAAGCUAUCGUUUCCCUUCCUUUGGACACUUGAGUGGAGAGACCCCCCUCCCCACUGAUAAGGCAAUCUGUGCCUUAGCCUCUGCCUUCAUCUCUGAGGCUUUGGAUAUCCCUCCAACUUUUUACAGAGAAUAUUUUGCUGCCUUAAUGAUGCCCAUCUCCCACCCCUCCUUUUGAGGCAUAGUCUUUUCCCCCCUCAGCGCCCCCCCCAAUUUCCCUACACCAGGGGGUAUGUCCUGUCUUCCCUUCUUCCAUACAUUGAUACUGGGUUCUUGUUUUUAUACAGGAAAAAAAAAAAAAUGUGGUCUUUUUUUUUUUUUUUUUUAAUAUUUCUCUGACUUUACCACUGGGGUUGGGGGUGGGGGGUGGGUUUGGAAAAACCACUUAGUAGAAGGAAUUUCCUCAGAGAACCUUAAAGACUUUCCUUAAGUCACAGGGCCGAGGCAGUCAGUGGAGCUCCUUGGAUGGCAGAGAAAAGAACGUGUUGCUUCUUUGAAUAUCGGGUAAAAUGACUUUUAUUUUGAUUUCA